AGUAGUAUGGUUUUAGACACUAACAUAUCCAUCUUGUUUAACUCACAUCUUGCUCUUUUAUUAAUGAGAUGGCGUCUACGGAGACCCUUCGACCACAGAAAAGCUGACUUCAGUCCAACAUGUUCCUCCAGAUAAUUGCACAAUUAGCAUGUUGGUCAGUGAAAGCCUGUUCCCCUCUGGUGCCCACAUGCUAUACAGUCCAAAUUCUGAGAAAAGGCGGAUUAAAGUGGCCCUAAUCCUCUUCCAUACAUUUUAGAUAAACGUACAAUGAAAAUUCCCCAAAAGGAGAAGAAUUUUUUUUUAAAUUGAAUAAAGAUUUAUUCAAUUACUCAAUUUCCAGAUCAAAGUGAACUGAGUGUAAAACGUUAACCCGUCCAGUGAAACACUGAACUCAAUCACGACUUUCCGGCCGACGUCGCAGACGAACAGAUCACAAAACAACACAGAAAUGUCUGAUUAUGUCACAAACGUAGAUCACUACAAUUGGGUUAAAUGUUGAUUUAACUUUCCAGUUCAUUUGUUCAGCACUUUCUAGACAAUCUUAAUUGAUUUGUGUUUAAAAUAGCAAAACAUGUCAAGAAUUGAAAGUAACACCUUCCAAACUUCACACCGAGCUCCUACCCAACAAACUAAAACCUAAAGGCUGUUGCCUCAUGAAUCUGAAAUAAAAUUAAAAAAUAGACUUAAUUUCAUCGAAAUACAGCAAACUGUAUCACAUGCCGCCCCAUGUAACACAAAAACAAUAUUUAUAGAACAUAAAUAUGGUGAGAAGAAAAAAGACCUAAUUUCACAUUUCAAAUCUCAUAAAUAAAGCAAAAUGCACAAACGUAACAGAGGUUAAACUAUGAGACAUAAUUAUGCAAAAUAUAUAAUUUAUUAUAUCGAUGAGAAAGUGAUGCGUCUGUGGGUAUUUAUUAUAUAGCUGGUAACUUUUGUCAGAGUAAUAAUACUACAGUCAUGCUGUUCACAGUAGUGUGCUUGAUUCGCAGCUAGUAAUAGCUAACUUUGACUGUCCUUCCCUCAGUGAGAGCGUCCACUAUGUGGCGCUGUAAAGUUGUUGCAUGCUUCUUACGUGCUUUUAAAAACGGAUUAGAAGUUUUAGUGUUUGAUUGUAGUCACCAGCCAAAGUCUCACUGUACAUCUAAACACUAAAAACAAAGGCCAAACGAUUACAGUUGGCUAUCAGAAUUUGAAUAUGCUAGCAAAAUCUUUAAAAUAAAAAUGUAAAAAAUGAAGAAAAAAAAAAAAAAUCAUAAUCUGGUUUUUCCCUCAUUUUUUAAAGAGACAGAAAUUGUUCUGUGCGUAAACUUUGGUAUUCAAAGAAAAUUAAAACAAAAUCUCUAAAAACUGUUUCUGCCAAGCUUUUUUUUUUUUUAGCAUUAAGCAAAUAAAAAUAAUAUUGGUUAUUCAUCCUAACCUAAAACAGGAGAAUUUUGGCAUAAUUUAACUUCACACAGCGAGGGGGAAAAAAGGUGAAUGUGUUGUUUUAGUUUGUGGAUGUACAAAUCUAGUUUGUACAAAUAUACACAUUUUGUACUUAAAAAAUUAUAUAUCUUACUCAGUUGUACAUCUUCUUUGAAUGUGAGUAUGCUCUUUUGCUAAUAAUGGUGCAGUAUUAUUAUUUAUUUUUUUCUGGUCCUGUAAAUGUUCCCUUAUUGUACAGUAUCUAAUUGUUAUGUUUUUUUUUAUAUCUUUACGUUUGCGUUCAUCUAAAUCAUAGGUGUCAAACUCUGGCCCGCGGGCCAAAUUUGGCCCGCAGUGUAAUUAUAUUUGGCCCGUGAGGCAAUUUCAAAUUAAUAUUAGAGCCGGCCCGCCGGUAUUAUACGGUGGCAAUGCUGUGAUGCCCCAUUCACCGCCUAUACUACAAAUCCCAUAAUGCUCUGCUGUUUUUUUGGCCCGUCAAUCAGGACAGAGGCAGACACGCCUCCUCCUCUGUAUCAGUAGCACUUAUGGUAGCGGACAUGGAUGUAUAAGGAAGGUGAUGAUCCGUCUUCUUGUUCACUCCUUCGGUGAAAGCCCCGGCGCACCCCGGAUCCCCGUACCUCUCCCCCAAACCACACUGUGACCUCAAACUACAGCUGUCACUGUGUUACCCUACCAAAAAAUGGCAAAAGGAAAGACAGAUAAUAGAACUUUUCUGGACAGGUGGGAGACAGAACAUCUGUUUACAUAUGUAAAAGACAGACCUGUUUGUCUUGUUUGUGGAGCCGUGUCAGUAACUAAGGAGUACAAUAUUAGACGACACUAUGAAACGAAACACCAGGACAAAUAUAAGGACUUGGACACGGCUCAAAGGAGCCAGAAAGUAAAGGAGAUAAAAAGAGGUUUGGUUUCACAACAGAAAAUGUUCACAAAAGCCACAACACAAAGUGAAGCUGCCGUAAAGGCAAGUUAUAUCGUGGCAGAAGAAAUCGCCGAAUCAGCCCGACCCUUUAAUGAGGGAGAGUUUGUAAAAAAGUGCAUGAUGAAGGUUUGUGACCAAGUGUGCUCACAGAAAAAGCUAACUUUUGCAAACGCAAGCCUGAGCAGAAACACAAUAGCUGAGCGCACAUGUGAGCUUGCCACCAAUCUACAUGUCCAGUUGAUGGGGAAGGGAAAAGAUUUUGUUUCUUUUUCCCUUGCUGUGGAUGAGAGCACUGACGCGUCUGAUACUGCGCAGCUGUCAGUCUUCGUCUGUGGCGUGGACUCAAAUCUGUGUGUUACAGAGGAGCUUUUGGGAUUUAAAGCCAUGCAUGGCACAACCACAGGGAAAGAAAUCUUUGAGGAGGUUUGCAAAUGUGUAGCUGAAAUAAACCUGCCGUGGGAUAAACUUGUGGGAUUAACCACUGAUGGUGCGCCAGCGAUGAGUGGUAAAAAGAAUGGACUGGUGGGCAGGAUUCGUGAAAAGAUGCGAGAAGAGAACUGUGCAGGUGAACUAUCUGUUCAUCAAUGCAUCUUACAUCAGGAAUCCCUGUGUGGUAAAGCGCUAAAGAUGGAGGAUGUUAUGACCACAGUAACACAAGUUGUUAACUUCAUAAGAGCCAAAGGUCUCAAUCACCACCAGUUUAAGUCUUUUCUGGAAGAGUGUGGUUCAGAAUACAAAGAUGUGCCGUAUGACACAGAGGUGAGAUUGUUAAGCCGCGGAAAAGUGCUCAACAGAUUUUUCGAACUGCAUGAAGAAAUAUGUCAGUUUCUGGAAAGCAAAGGGAAGGACACAGCAGAGCUCCGGGAGCAAAAGUUUCUGUGUGACAUCUCAAGCCACCUCGAUGAGCUGAACAUGCAGCUGCAACGGCGGGGACGCAUCAUCACAGAUAUGCAUGCGUCAGUGAGAGCUUUUAAAACUAAGAUGUGCCUGUGGGAGAAUCAGAUGCUACAAGCAAACUUUGGCCAUUUCCCCUGCUGCCAAACCAUAAAAACGCAGAUCUCUACCGCCGUGUGCGCACAGUUUGCUGAAAAACUCAGUGUGCUCGGCGCUGAGUUUAGCCGGCGAUUUGGCGACUUUGAUGUCCAGAAACUUAGAUUUGAACUGCUCAGUAAUCCCUUCUCAGUUGAUGUGGAAAAAGCAAAAAAACAACCUCCAGUGAACUCCAGUGUGAUGAAACGCUGAAGUCAAAGUUUGAUGCUGUUGGGGCCGCACAGUUUCCACAGUUCAUCCCUGACACGAUGCUUCAGCUCCGCACCGAAGUUGCUCAAUUGCUCUCCAUGUUUGGUAGCACUGAGCAAAUUUUCUCCUCAAUGAAGAUGAUGAAAACGUCUCACAGGAGACAUCUGACUGACUAACAACUUUGUUCGAUAAUGAAGGUUUCCUCAGCUCAAACUCUGAGCCCCGACAUUGAUGAACUGGCAUCCAAGAAAAGAUGCCAGGUAUCUGGCUUGGCUGCAUCAGAGUAGAUCAGUGUGUCGCAAAAUGAGCAAUAAAUAAGUUUUCUAUGCACCUUUUCUUGUUACUCCAAGGCCUGAAUGGUUUAUUCAUAGUUUAU
Messenger RNA from Xiphophorus maculatus (southern platyfish), 3959 nucleotides. RefSeq names its product general transcription factor II-I repeat domain-containing protein 2-like. Lineage: Eukaryota; Metazoa; Chordata; Actinopteri; Cyprinodontiformes; Poeciliidae. The transcript has a single exon. Bases 2105 to 3586 code for a protein of 493 amino acids. The record is from RefSeq and is a predicted model, not a curated record.